AGGGGGCCUUUGAUCAAGAAAAUCCAAUUAUUUGUGUAUAUACAUUUCCCACAUAGUGAUUACUUCAUUAAUUGUCCCGCCUUUAUCUCCUCCCUUCCCAUCCCCCCUAAUAAUCAGUUCUUUUAUCCAGACCAACAAACACACCAUAGGAGCUUUGUGGAUUCAAAGGAUUUGCUUUCGCUUCUGAAAGAGCCGCUAUUCUUUGAUGAUUGGGUAGCGGCAAACUUCAAAGCCAUAAAUCUUCCCUCUGACUGGCUGGCGGCCCAGCAAAGUCCUUAUCAAAUUCUUGGAGGUGAUCCUGGUGCAGUCAGACAGUCCGCGGAGAUCGCGCGGCGCGGGGGCGGGGGCGGCCGGGCUCGGAGGCAGGAGAUCAGAGGGAAGGCGAGAGAGAAGGAAGCUGGGCAGCUCCUCGUCUUCCCCUCGGCGCCUCCAUGCCUCUGCGCUGCCCCGGGGCCCUCCCCUCGCUCCGGGAGCAGUAGCCAUGGCCGCGGUGGCCGUGCUCCGCAACGACUCCCUGCAGGCUUUCCUCCAGGACCGCACCCCCAGCGCCUCCCCGGACUUGGCCAAGCACUCGCCCCUAGCUCUCCUGGCCGCCACCUGUAGCCGCAUCGGCCAGCCGGGCGCAGCCCCGUCGGAUUUCCUGCAGGUCUCGUACGACGCGACGCUGGGCUCCCCCUCCAGGAUCUUCCACCCGUGGGGCAGCGAGAUGCCGGCGCACUCCCCGGGGGCGCUGCCCCCGCCGCACCCCAGCCUGGGGCUCACGCCGCAGAAGAGCCACCUGCAGUCCUCCUUCGGGGGCGCCCACGAGCUGCCCCUCACGCCCCCGGCCGACCCCUCCUACCCCUACGAGUUCUCCCCGGUCAAGAUGCUGCCCUCCUCCAUGGCCGCCCUGCCGCCCAGCUGCCCCCCCGCCUACGUGCCCUACGCCGCCCAGGCCGCCCUGCCGCCCGGCUACUCCAACCUGCUGCCCCCCGCGCAGCCCUGCCGGCAGCUGUCGCCCAACCCGGCGCCCGAGGACAUCCCGUGGUGGAGCAUCCAGCAGGCGGGGGCUCCGGGCGGCUGCGGCCACCGCUUCCCGGCCGCGGCGGCCGCGCUGCAGCGCAGCCUGGUGCUGGGCCACUCGGACUUCGCGCAGUACCAGACGCAGAUCGCCGCCCUGCUGCAGACCAAGUCUCCCCUGGCGGCCACGGCCAGGAGGUGCCGCCGCUGCCGCUGCCCCAACUGCCAGGCGGCCGCGGGCAGCGCCCCCGAGGCGGAGCCGGGCAAGAAGAAGCAGCACGUCUGCCACAUCCCGGGCUGCGGCAAGGUGUACGGCAAGACGUCGCACCUGAAGGCGCACCUGCGCUGGCACACGGGCGAGCGGCCCUUCGUCUGCAACUGGCUCUUCUGCGGCAAGAGCUUCACGCGCUCCGACGAGCUGCAGCGGCACCUGCGGACUCACACGGGCGAGAAGCGCUUCGUGUGCCCGGAGUGCGGCAAGCGCUUCAUGCGCAGCGACCACCUGGCCAAGCACGUGAAGACCCACCAGAACAAGAAGCUCAAGGCGGCGGGCGACGCCGUCAAGCGGGAGGAGCAGCGCGGGCUGUGACCUGAGGGCAGCCCCUGCUGCGGGCGGGCUGGAGGAGGAGCCACCCCGUGACUGCGCCCAGCUCAGCCCCGCCACGGCUCCGGGGACUGCAGGCCCUGGCCGCUCCCGGGCCUGGCGUGGGACAAGGGCCCGGGGCGCCCCGCAGGUGCAGGACAGACGCGAGCGGCCCUGGCCGUGCCCGGGGGCUACGAGCGGCCGCUGCUGGGGGAGCCGGCCCCGGGCCGUCAUUUCUGGGCAGGGGCUCGUGUCACUGCCCGCGGCUGCGGUGACAAUGGGCGAACCGGAGCAGCAGUGGUGCUCUGGGGGCCCGCGUCUUUCAGGGCCAGAGACCCAACUUUUGUGUACAGGUUAUUUAAUAGUUUGGUUUGAAUACAAGUGGUUUUUUUUUCUCUUGUCCUUGGCUCCAUGCGGGGGCUCCAGCAUGAGAUGUUUCUGUAAAGCGACCCGCAACUGCAGCGUGAAAAUAAAUACAUUAACACUGGGGUCACGUUGGGAAGAUCCCACUGA
Molecule: messenger RNA, 2095 nt
Organism: Alligator mississippiensis (American alligator)
Lineage: Eukaryota; Metazoa; Chordata; Crocodylia; Alligatoridae
Gene: SP5
Product: Sp5 transcription factor
Exons: 2
Coding region: 482-1588 (368 amino acids)
Biological process (GO): regulation of transcription by RNA polymerase II
Molecular function (GO): DNA-binding transcription factor activity, RNA polymerase II-specific; RNA polymerase II cis-regulatory region sequence-specific DNA binding
Source: RefSeq, a predicted model, not a curated record